AUGCUUGAACAUCAUACAGCGUCAUUCCAAGCCGAGGAACACAUGUUCGGUGCUCGUUCAGCAAGUCCUUCGGGCCCCGAUGAACACGAAUACCAUGUGUUUGAAAUGUCCACAGACACAGAUACGGACUCUUUGCAAGAUUCAGUGACAAGGAAGCGUCGACAUGCAAUCUAUUUUCCCAAGCCCCCAAUCUGGUGUGUUCGACCAUAUCCGCAAGACAGUCUGUCGAUGGGCUCCAGUGUCACCUCAUCCCUCAUGGAAGAUUGCAGAGAUGGCAGCAGUGAUCGAUAUGAGUCAUCUGAUUCUUUUCAAGACGCAAAUAUGUUUUAUCCUCUAGAUUCGGAUGCUUCAUCAAAGGAGACCUUGCCGGGACUGUCGUCGCAGGCUUCGUUCCGCCAAGUGAAGCCAGGGCUCUGCACCCGUCUGCGAUCAUAUAAAGACAUCAGAGUGGGACCUGGCGAGGGAUGGGCCAUCCAGGAAGGGUCUUUAGUCAUAUCUCUCGACCCCUCGUAUACCGUGCAUGAGCGUCACGAGCGACAGCCAGACGAAUUCGAAAUAUCAAAUGGCGAUGUUUACGUUAUCUGCCGGCUAUAUGCCGAUUUGUGGGCGCUAUGUGUCAGAGCCUCGCUUGCUCCUCUGUCUGAAAGUAAUCCUGACGACGAAUCAGUCAGUCGUCGGCUUGCCUUUAUUCCCCUCUGUGCUGUCACAUUAGCUGCCAAUUAUGGAACUCAUGCCGAUGUUGCCUUGCCACCGAUGGAUUUAGGUGCCUGCAAAAACUUCGCCUCUGCGGAGAGAGAUUAUGUACCGCUCGAUUCUACCCUUGAACAGAUCCUGUGUGAGCUUGGAAGCCGAAGGGAUAGAUUGCGUCGUCUGAGAACGCGGCUCCAACCCCAGAAGAUCUGGAGUAACCUCAAGCCAUGGAGCACCUUUCAUCGACCCAACCGGGCUCAAUGCAUCCGCAAUGAACACUUCAGUCUUCAGAUAGCUACUGAGAGACUGCGUUUUAUGCGCUUCGAUAAAGUGCGGCUCUCGCUAACGAAUAAGAAGCUGAAGGAGCUCUUUUGA
Messenger RNA from Aspergillus clavatus NRRL 1, 1065 nucleotides. RefSeq lists its product as uncharacterized. The coding region runs from base 1 to 1065 and encodes 354 amino acids. NCBI's taxonomy places the organism in Eukaryota, Fungi, Ascomycota, Eurotiomycetes, Eurotiales, Aspergillaceae. The record is from RefSeq and is a predicted model, not a curated record. The transcript is spliced from 2 exons.